Seminavis robusta is the source of this 3787-nucleotide messenger RNA. The record is from the annotation of a GenBank genome assembly. Lineage: Eukaryota; Bacillariophyta; Bacillariophyceae; Naviculales; Naviculaceae.
GGUGUGAUCACAAGAUAUCACAACAUCUGGUGGGCUGGCCAAAGAUCGCUUCCUCUUCAUCAGAUAGAUCUGUUCGAACGUGAAAAAGGUAACACAAAUUUGUUUUUCGACCAACGUUGCGAAAGACGAAAGCAAACAGACGAAAGCAAACAGACAAUGAGAGUCCUUUUUGUCGCCAUUUUGGCGGUGCUGCCUCGAUGCAUCUUGGCGCAACCGGCCGAUGGAGCCGGUUUGGUUACCGCAAAAGUUGCCGAUACUUUGUUGGAGAUGGACUUUACUACUUCUGGUGAGACCGGCCUUGGCCAUGACCAUGGUGCUCUCAAUGGAGAUGAGGAAGAGUGGAUGGGUCGUUCCGACAGGCUCAUGGACGAGCAAAUUGCCGACUUGGAAGAAAAGCCAAAUACCAUUCAAAACCUAAUGAAAGUCCUGUUCACUAUUGACUUGACCGAAUAUCCGGUCCUUGAGAACUUGGUGGAGAACUUCAAGAACUCUGUUGACGGUGCCUUAAACAAGAUCCCCCCUGCUGUUGAACUGGCAAAGGCUACCGUUGCUGAGGAGCGCCUAGCAAGGAAGGAGAAAGAACCUGCUUCGUCCAUGACGGCCACCCGUGCCCUCCGUAGUUCUGCUGCGGCUAAAAAACCAGAGGCCGAGACACACAGCCAUGGUAGUGAAGCUGUGCCAAAUGCCUACAAGAGUGAUAUUGGCUCUGGUGACUCUGAUGAUGAUGACAUUCUUGGCGAGUUUGACAACUACGAAACUACUACAAUGGAAUUUGAUUCUGUCAACGAUCUUCAGAAUGACACUGGAAGUGCUUACUCAUCAUCCACAUCCUCAAAGUCCAAAAGGAAGAAGACGGCAGGUGGCCGUGACCGUGGCCGAUUUCAUUCACGUGACCCCUUUGGCAGCCACACGAGCCCCCACCAUCACCGACACGAAUCCUUCAAGAAAAUCCACCAAGGACUUAAUGAUGGCAAUCAUGAUCACCUCAUGGGAAUCCUUGGGGGUGCUCAGGCACAUGCCACCAGGGCACACAGUGAGUUUAUGGACACACACACUGGUCGUCGCCGCCUCGGUGCAGACCAAGAACUGAUGGGACAUCAGUGCAUGCUACUGACAAAGUGUGCGAAGAAAAUGAGCCUGUACGAUAUCAUGGUGUACUUCUAUAGUGAUGACUUGGACCCUAGCACUGGUGAGCUUGACGAUUCAAUCAUUCACUUUGAUGAAACCAAUCUGCGAGAGAAGCACAUCAGAGCUCGUGAACUUGCAAGGGCUAUGUUUCAGCAAAAUAAGAACAAUCCUACUGACUAUGCCACCGAGUCCAAGGGACAAUGUAAUGCCCUACUCCAGCUGUUCCACAGAAACAUUGAGCACCAAGGAGUUCCCCAUUGGGAGGGCGCGACGGUUUCGCAGGUUUGCUUUUCUGAGGGAACACAGGUGUAUAUUGGAUUGGACCAGAUUGCCACCAAGGUCGGCCUCAAAACAGCAGACUAUGUUGCAAAAGAGAUGUACACAUGUGCCCAGACACUCCACAACUCUGAAGCUCGUCAGUCCCUAGGUGUUGCCGGAGAACCGUUUGUGUUCAGCAAAAGAGAAGCUGCUGCAUCCAUAAUCCGCUUGAGAUUGGCCUCUUCGAACUCCCAACAAAGAGGUCAGAAUGCCGACAAAUUGCUUGACAAAAAUAAGGGCACUUCUUACAGAGCAAAAGAGGGUGCGAAAACUGUCUCUAUUCGUUUUAUUGGCGCGGAUAUCAAAUUGUACAAGAUAGAUCGAAUUGAAUUUGUGUGGCGUGCUGCCCCCAAGAGAUUCCAGUACUAUGUAUCACCAGAUGGAAAAGCUUGGCGAAGGAUCUAUGAUAGCGCGACAAACACUGGCGGAAUUCUGACAAAAACCGGCACCAGUCAUGCUGGCGAUCACCUUCAAGUCUAUACGGUCAAGUUAGAUCCCUCCACAGCAAGGGGUCACCAUAUCCUGGUCAAAUGCUUUGACGGGAGCACAUGGAAGGGUGGCAACACCAACGUAGCAAUCAUCGGCAGAAUGGUGACUAUAUGGGGAACUUUGCCAGCGUCAACGUCCUCUGGAAAGUUCGAGGACGACUUCAUUGUGCCAAGGGGAUUGAAUUUCGAUAAAAUGGCUCGAGACAAACAUGGACAUGCCGUCGACCCAAGAGCCCCUUUGUAUGUAUACGAGGAGGAAACGGUGUACGAAAAUCUAGCAGAGUAUCGAGGCUUCCUCGAGGAUUUUUACAAGCAUCUUCACAGACAAUUCCUGGCACCCCACCCUUAUUACAAAUACCACCAUAAGGCGGCGGCAGGCUACGAAGCAGCUAAAAAAUUUCUUCAGGUUGUAAAACUUGCCCAGAAUGAUGACAGACUGAAGGAAUAUCUCAAGACAGCAGCGACUGCUGUAAAGGGUCCGAUCCUCAAGUAUCUCGGCAUGAAAAACCCAUGGGACAUAACGGAUUACAAGAAGCUGCAAGAAGUGUUUGGGGGAUCAUACAAAACAGUCCAGGAAGGCUUCGCGAUGGUGUUUGGUGAAAAAGUCUCGGUGGGUUUCGUGUGCGGAAUCAAAGAGGUGGUUGUGGAAAAAGGGCCGGAGAAAUUUCCAGGAACCUGUUGUCUUGACACACCAUACGACGGAAAUGGCGACAACUGGGGUAGGGAGCAUUCCUGCUCCGCGGAAUGCAAGCAUCCAGGUCCCUUUUUUGGUGGCAUCAAUGAACAUGCAUGCAAUGCCCAAGGAGGGACAUGGUGCCCAGUCCCAGCUGACUGCACUGAAUUGAAAGAGUGUGUCGAUGACCAGAUACAGAAGGCCAAGGACAGCGGCAAACUUGCCUACGAGAAAUACUUGGAACCAGCAGUGAUCAAAGAUCCAAUGAAUUUUGAGCAGUGCGGCAUGAGCAGAAAGUAUUUCGGUUAUGAAGAGUUGUAUACAAAUGACGAAGACAUCUGCGACAACUUUGCGCAGCUUCACAACACGAAGGAUUUUGGUUUCCUCGAGGAAUUUUUUGACCAAGGCAGUGGCGGUGGCGGUGGCGGCGGCGGCGGUGACGCUGAAUUGGUCCCACUGAUCCCCCCUUCUCGUAAAGAUUCCAAGGCGCUUGGAAAGAAGGAGAAUGUUUACAAGGGCACUCUCUUUGCGUUCCAGCAAGUGAUUACGAUUGCUGAGAUUAUCAAGGACAUCGUUGACGGAUUCAAGUGCCCAGACGAUCUCACGGGUGCCGUCCAGUCGGGUUGUGCUUCAGUUAGUAAUGCCGUCAUCGUUAUUGCUUCGGCGGUCAUUGCUGCGUUGAACAUCGUGCAUGACGUCCUCUACAUGAUUUUUGACACUCUUAUUGGGCCAAGCGAUGCGGCUGCCGUGGAAUCACACGAGAACACAGCCGCAGUCUUUGACAACAUGGAGAUCAUGUAUCAAAGAAUGCAUGAGGCAGAAGUGCGGCAACAGGAGAAACUAUCUUCCAUGGAAGAGAAACUAACAUCCAUUUUCGAGGCCACCGUGUCCGAGGAGAGGAAGCUGUCGGAGUUGGACCACACCGAAAACCAGUCGUUGGCGGGUUGAGGACGAGACAGGCGAGGGAAGGUCGAGCGCUGAAGCCAACUGGCUAGCUGCUCCCACUUUUGCCAACAUUCGACAAGCCCAAGACAACCAAAGCAUUCAGAAAACAAGAGAAAACAACAACAAAAGCAUUCGGAAAAAAAAGCAGACAAGACAAGAAAAGAUACUGAGGAAAGAGAGACCGAAUGGAUUAAAUAUAAUAAUAAUUAAAAGUGAAGAAACUUGUAGACCUGUA